AUGAAAAAAAAUGGUACGGGGUCAUUGAAAUAUCAUAUUGGUUCAUGUAAGAAAAAUCCUAGUAAUGUUGUUGACACUAGUCAAGGACAACUAGUUUUACCUAGAAAGGGAGUUGAAGGGGGGGAAGGGAAUCUUUCAACUUGGAGAUUUGAUCAAGAAGCAUGUAGGAAAGGAUUAGCACAAAUGAUUCUGAUUGAUGAAUUACCUUUCAAGUUUGUUGAAAGUGAAGGUUUUAAGAAAUUUAUGUUUGUGGCAUGUCCUAGGUUUCAUAUUCCUUCACGAACUACUAUGACUAGGGAUGCUUAUCAAUUGUAUCUAGAUGAAAGGGUCAAGAUAAAACAACUUUUGAGAAGUUCUUGUUCUAGAGUUUGCUUAACUACUGACACAUGGACAUCUUUGCAAAGAGUUAAUUAUUUGUGUAUCACUGCUCACUUUAUUGAUAACGAUUGGAAAUUGAAUAAAAAGAUUUUAAACUUUUGUCCAAUUUCUAGUCAUAAGGGUGAGUCCAUUGGGAUGGUAAUUGAGAAAUGCUUGUUGAAUUGGGGGAUUGAUAAGUUGUUUACUGUUACUGUUGAUAAUGCAAGUUCAAAUGAUGUUGCUAUUGGUUAUUUGAGAAAGAAAUUUACCCCUCGAGGGGGUUUAGUUCAAAAUGGUAAAUAUCUUCAUAUGAGAUGCAUGGCACACAUUGUGAAUUUGAUUGUUGUUGAAGGCUUAAAGGAAAUGAAUAAAUCUGUUGAACGUGUUAGGGGUUUGUUAGAUAUGUGGAACUCGACCUACUUAAUGUUAGACACUGCUCAGAACUUUGAGAGAGCUUUUGAGAGAUUUGAGGAGCAAGAUACAAAUUUUAAAUUUGAACUUGAAAGGGAGAGGUUAAAUAGUAAUAUUGAUUUCAAUGUUAUGGCCAUCAAGAUGAAAGAGAAGUAUGAUAAGUAUUGGGGUGAUAUUGAUAAGAUGAAUUUGCUUAUGUUUGUUGCUUGUGUUUUAGAUCCUAGACAAAAACUAAAGUAUCUUGAAUUUACACUUAGUGAAAUGUCUAGUUCUGAAAAAGCUUGUGAAAUGAUGCAAAAGUUGAAGGAAUCUUUGUAUGAAUUGUUUGAUGAGUAUAAGCCUCCACUUCAUGGUACUUGUAGCCAAUCGAGUGUGUCAACACAUGUUUCUAUUGGUGAACCACAACAAAAAAUGAAAAGGUGA
This is a messenger RNA of Gossypium raimondii (Peruvian cotton), 1191 nucleotides long. Its product is annotated as zinc finger BED domain-containing protein RICESLEEPER 1-like. Gene Ontology annotation, molecular function: DNA binding. The record is from RefSeq and is a predicted model, not a curated record. Lineage: Eukaryota; Viridiplantae; Streptophyta; Magnoliopsida; Malvales; Malvaceae. The coding region runs from base 1 to 1191 and encodes 396 amino acids. The transcript has 3 exons.